AACAGUUUGAAUAUGUAAACUGUAAUGAACAGAUGAUCGGGCGGGAAAUCGGACUUUUCGAAAAAUGAACCGAACACUCGUUUAUUUUAUUCAAAAUUGUUGUAUCAAGGUGCGCAAGUUCGUCGUUUGAUUUGGUCCAGAUCCAGCUUCACGAUGGAUGCCAGUUACGUCCCUAACAACCCCCAGUUCGGUCUUCAACUCGAAUGCAACUGGAGCUCUGGACCCAACACAACACUCCAACCCUCAGCGUGCACCGACGACCUCUCCUCCUGUUGGAGCGAAGACAUGGGCUCUUUCUCCCUACCUCUAGAUCUCGAGCCGUUACCGAGCCUUUUCCCGUUCUCACCUUGUAACAACACCACCAACUACAAAAGCGAAGCUCAAAACCAACCCUCUCCUUACAAACAACCCUCAUCCGACAUGGCCGACGUCCUCCUCUCCCUCAAACACGCAGUGGUGCAUCCUGGCCAAAACCCCGCCGAGAAAUACGACCAGCAGCACCUCUACCACCCCCAAGUGCUCCUCUCUCCCGGGGGUUAUUCUGGGACUUUGUGCGAUCAGGGAUUUACCCAACAACCCAUGUUUCCGAGUAUGUCGGUCAACGUGUCCAUGAAUAUGACCAUGCAUGGGUACCACCCGUCUAGUUCCUAUCCAACGAGUGAAAUUUCGUGUCCCCAGGUGCAGUGGAGUGCAACUCCGCAAGCUAACUCUCCACCCACAUACCAAACCCAAGGACUUUUGAGUCCUUCGUAUGGAGGGACGACUUAUUCGUUCACUGCUGAUUUUAGGCCUCCACAGGAAACACCUGUUUUGAGUUCGUAUAAAUCAGUGCCUAUGUCGUUCUCCUCGCCGAGAAGGAGGCAUAGUAUUAAUAUUAUUGAGGAGGAUAAUCAAAAGCCGAACGUUUGUAGAAUAUGUGGCAAAAGCUACGCCCGGCCCAGCACCCUGAAAACCCACUUGCGCACGCACUCAGGUGAGAAGCCCUACCGCUGCAUCGACUGCAACAAAUCUUUCUCUCAGGCUGCCAACCUGACAGCGCACGUCCGGACCCACUCCGGGGAAAAGCCUUUCCGGUGUCCUGUCUGCGACCGUCGCUUCUCCCAGAGCUCCUCCGUGACGACACACAUGCGCACCCACUCGGGGGAGCGGCCCUACCGCUGCCGACUGUGCAAGAAGGCCUUCUCCGACAGCAGCACUCUCACCAAACAUCUCAGGAUACACAGCGGCGAGAAGCCCUACGAGUGCAAAUUGUGUCUUCUGAGGUUCAGCCAAAGCGGCAACCUUAACAGACACAUGCGGGUUCAUGGGGCUGCCAGUAUGAUGCCCCCAUGACAGGGGCUGCUCAUCUGAAACGGUUGGGCGUUUUGACCGCUUUUAUGAGAGUUUGUGGGAUUAGACUCGGGGAAUUGCACAACAAUUAACAAUGGCUGGAGAGCAAAUACGUGGCUUUGGCAAAAAUAUGAGAUUUAUUUAAGUUAACGUGAGAGAUUUCCUAGCAAAUAUUUGAGGUUUUGAAUGAGUGACAGCUCAAAUGUGAUUAAAAUGUUCGGAACGAAACUUUCCGCGAAAGGCCAAGCAAAGUCGGCCAAAUUUACUUAAUAAACAGUUGUUAUCUGUUGUAUAAUGAAACUUAUCACAGUUUAUGCAACUCAAAAAAAUGUAAAACUAUGUAUUUUGAAAAUAAAAAUAACAACACAAUACAAAGUUUUUAGUCAAAAUUAAAAAAAAAACACAACACAGCCCUGCCAAAAUUUGAAAAUAAUUUUAACAAAUGCAGCUGUGGCAAUUUUAUACCAUGAACAAAAACACGAUUUGCCCGCCACACCAAACU
Molecule: messenger RNA, 1831 nt
Organism: Tribolium madens (black flour beetle)
Lineage: Eukaryota; Metazoa; Arthropoda; Insecta; Coleoptera; Tenebrionidae
Gene: Gl
Product: protein glass-like
Exons: 5
Coding region: 154-1332 (392 amino acids)
Biological process (GO): regulation of transcription by RNA polymerase II
Cellular component (GO): nucleus
Molecular function (GO): DNA-binding transcription factor activity, RNA polymerase II-specific; RNA polymerase II cis-regulatory region sequence-specific DNA binding
Source: RefSeq, a predicted model, not a curated record